Molecule: messenger RNA, 627 nt
Organism: Cylindrotheca closterium
Lineage: Eukaryota; Bacillariophyta; Bacillariophyceae; Bacillariales; Bacillariaceae
Source: the annotation of a GenBank genome assembly
AUGAUCUUCACACCUUCCUCCUCAGAUAGCUUUCCGCUGAUCCCUGCAACCCCUAUCUCAUCAAACUGCGGGAUAAACAAUAACCUAAUUAUUCAGAGACCACCUUGCGAGGCCGCAUCCAUUGGAUGGUCGGACUUUGCCAUCGUUGAAAACGACUCCUUCUUUCCCAAGAUGAAUGCCUACCAAACUGAUUCUUCAUCAUCAGAUACCUUGGAUACCUACAUGGAAGAUUCCUCAUCUACUUCCUCACAGGACACGGACAUGUCCCUCAGUUCCACUGAAAUCCGAUCAUCCGCAUCAUCUUCAGCUUCCCUAAACCAGAAGAGCGUCAAGUUCUCUCCCUUCUUGGAGGUCAGAACGCAUUCUAUUACACUUGGGGAUCACCCCUGUUGCACCAUCCUUCCAGUCGGACUUGAUUGGGACUAUGCAGAAACUGAGAAUGUGAGCUUGGAACUACAUGAAAUGAAGAAAGCCUACCGCGGAAAGGCACGAAAGCUGUCCUACAUCGAACGCAAGCAGUUGCUACAAGAAUUUGUUGAUAAAGAAAGCUUGCAAUCGACAAUGGAACAACAACCAAUGAUGAAAAAAGCAGGUUCUUCCUCCCGCCAACUCAAAGCUAUGGCAUGA